AUGAAUUAGAUUGCUUCAUUAAGAGUGAGAAUAAUAAUUAUAUUUCAAAUAUUACAUUUAUCAAUAAUAUCAAUAGAACUUGGAAGACUAACCUAUAUAAUAACUUAAAAUUUAUAUCUUCAAGAUAAAGAUAAAUUUUACUGUAAAGAGAUUAAGUAAAGAUUUUUUAACAACACAAAUUUGCCAACAAAAAAAUAAAAUCAAAUUAAAGUUAAUUGA
This is a messenger RNA of Paramecium pentaurelia, 219 nucleotides long. The record is from the annotation of a GenBank genome assembly. NCBI's taxonomy places the organism in Eukaryota, Ciliophora, Oligohymenophorea, Peniculida, Parameciidae.